Neurospora crassa OR74A is the source of this 3025-nucleotide messenger RNA. Its product is annotated as proteasome activator subunit 3/P28 gamma. The transcript has 2 exons. Gene Ontology annotation, molecular function: magnesium ion transmembrane transporter activity. The record is from RefSeq and is a predicted model, not a curated record. The coding region runs from base 829 to 2748 and encodes 639 amino acids. Gene Ontology annotation, biological process: magnesium ion transport. Lineage: Eukaryota; Fungi; Ascomycota; Sordariomycetes; Sordariales; Sordariaceae. Gene Ontology annotation, cellular component: membrane.
GGAAGAAAGCUGAACACGGCAGAGUUUGGGUCCAUGGAGGUCACGUCGACGACGCCCGGUGGUUUUGUUCCUUCCACUUAUUCAUGCGUCCAGGCCCGAUCCAUACCUACCUCUACCUCUCCAUACCUCUAGUGUAGCGGGCGCCCGGUUCAUGGAAGUUGCCCUGUCUUUUUCCAAGAGUUUUAAUGUUUCGUCUCUCGAAUACACAAUUUCCCCCCUUCCACUACCUACCUCGGGCUGCUUUCCUUCAACCACUCCUUUCGUGAUAGCUUGCCCAGUGAUCUAUCCGAGAUUUGUACUCCAGUUUACAAGAGGUCGAUAGCCAUUCCAUUGCCGUGCCUGCCCUGCGGCCGCAUAUUACUGAGGUGCCCUGCAGUCAGACAUCAGGGAGAAAGACCCUAUAACAGUCCACUGUCCAGCGAGGUCCUCACGGCGGCAGCAACCUACUAUUAAUUACCUUACAUACUACAAUACCUCGCUACGUAUCUUUUAUACCCACGACCGACUCGACCGUUUGCGACGACACACCUAGGUCUGGACUACCUACCUACACUACCGAAUUUAACCGGACGACAAACUCUCGCCCCCUUCACCGAUUGUGCACCUGAUCCGGGUCUCGUGCGCUCGAAUCACGUCGAUUCCAUCAUAGCCAACAACGCUCUUUGUUGUGGUACAUAUUCUCCCUUCGACCCAACAACUCGCCCGGACAACCUCAGCGACCGAGCGGCAUCUCCGUCACAAGAUUCCCCCCAUGCAAACAUAGCAUAAUAGCCGCCACCUCGCCCCUCUGGCUGUCUGGGUGAAAGAUAGCCUCACACCACAGGCGCGAUGGGGCUCAUUGGCGGCAUCUCUCCGGGAGGGAGCAUUGCUCUCGGAAUUAUAGUCGGCUUGAUAUCCACGAGCGUGCAAAGUCUCGGCCUCACGCUGCAACGAAAGUCCCACAUACUCGAAGAUGAAAAGGGGCCCUACGAUGUUCGACGACCGCCAUACCGGAGAAGGAGGUGGCAGGUAGGAAUGGGCAUGUUCAUCAUCUCCAACGUCAUCGGGAGCUCGGUUCAGAUAUCGGUCCUCCCUUUACCCGUUCUCUCGACACUCCAAGCGUCCGGUUUGGUCUUCAACUCGAUAUGCGCCACUCUUAUUCUUGGAGAACCCUUCACGAGGUGGUCACUAUGGGGAACCUUGCUGGUCUGCAGCGGCGCAGUCUUGAUCGCCAUCUUCGGGGCUAUUCCCUCGCCGGCGCACAAGCUGAGCGAGCUGCUGGAGUUGUUGGGACGGGGUCCGUUCGUGGCAUGGAUGGUGUUUCAGGGAUUCCUGGUGCUGGGCAUUGCGAUCGCGACAGAUGUGGUUAGCCACUUUACGAAGCUGAUGCAGCAUUCCCGGUUCCGCCUGGCUCGGGGUUUUGCAUACGGGUGCAUAAGUGGCAUCUUGUCUGCUCACUCCCUGUUGGUGGCCAAGUCAGCCGUCGAACUGCUCGUCAAGACCAUCGUGGACGGCGAUAACCAGUUUGUCCACUGGCAAUCCUGGGUCAUUCUUCUGGCCCUCGUCACGCUCGCUCUCAGCCAACUCUACUACCUACACCGCGGCCUGAAACUGGUUUCGACCUCGGUUCUAUAUCCACUAAUAUUUUGCAUCUAUAACAUCAUCGCCAUUCUAGAUGGCCUAAUCUACUUUGAUCAGACCGAACUGAUUAGCCCGCUCCAGGCGUGCCUAAUCACCCUCGGCACCGUCAUCCUUCUAGCCGGCGUCCUGGCACUGUCAUGGCGUCUCCACGACGAACAACACACUCCCAGCGUCGGACAGUCGACACUCGCCCCAGGAAUGGGCCUGGUCGAAGACACCGAAGACGAAAACGACGAAGAAGCCCUUCUCUUACGCUCCGACAUUGAAGAUGAAGAGGAACGCAUCGGCGUUCCCUCCCCACGCUUGUACAGCUACAACACCUUCAGCGCCAGCCAAUCCCGGCUCGGCGACGGCACCUCUCAAGACGGCGGGCCCGUCGUGGUGAGGGUGCAACCAAAGCGCCAGCGUUCUCUAGCCGGCCAAUCGAUCCGCACCCUCCCUAAGAACCGAUGGACCGAAUGCGCCGAAAUUUGGGACGAGCUCGAAGACCGCGACACGCCACCCGACCACUCCUCCACGUCCUCCCCAGCCUUUCUCUCCAGCAGCAGGCGACGCUCCACUACUUUACCCGUCACGAAUCCAAACGAGGGUACUUCCCUCCUCCACCCUCGUCGAAGGGAAGUAAGCGAUAGCUACCAAUUUGCGCCCAGAGCAGCCACCGAUCUUGCCUCGGCCCGACGGAAUUUUGGGAGACGUAGGAGGUCCACCGGGUUCCCGGGUUUCAUUCCCCGCAAACCUUCAGCAACGACAGUACCACGGAAACCAUCAGGUGGCGGUGGUCUGCAGGAUCUAGUCAGCGGGUUUCUGAGAGCAAGGUGGUGGAAAAAUAAACCCAAGACUACUCUUGGUGUGCCGGGGCUUAGGGAGGAAGCACUAGUUGCGAUACAUGAGGAGGAAGGGGAGGGUCUGUUAAGGGAUUAUCAUGGCCAGGGUCAAAGUCAGGGACAGGCGCAAGGUUCGGGAUCAGGGUCAGGGACACAGAGUGAGAGAGUGUCUCCAAGGAAUGGGAACGCAAGGCCAGGGCCAGAAGCGUCCUCACUAGAUGGCGCCCAAGGGCAUGAGCGAUCAACAACAACAGGAGGCACAAGGAAUAAUGGGAGGCGCAAGGUUGAUGACGCACCGGUAUAGUAGACCGUGUGCCUUGCUUGGGUUGGCGCUUGGGGUUUGGCUUUAUAUCAUUCUUCUAUUAGGUAGCAAUGGAGGCUCCGGGGGGAUGCAUAUCAAUAAAUAUACCAGCAUUAGAGCGUGUUUUGUUACAAGUGUUGUACCUGCUGUACCUCCUGGAGUAUGCGAUUAUCCCUUCUCCGUGCCGUUUUCGCGCUGACAUUCGAUCGUUAGCAUCCAGGCAGUAGAACCACCCGUGAAAUCUUAACACUCAAAAGAACCUUAUCAACACACGAAGAAC